GUGUUUUUAGCUUUAGACGAAUCUGGGAGCUCUCCUCUUCUCUUUCCCUUUGUUCUCUCUGCUAGGGUUUAUAAGAAAUGCAUCAGUCCAUUAAUUUUGCUUAGAUCUAGCUGUCUAAAUACUUGAGUCAGUGUACAAGGUCGCUGUGGUGCUUGGGUUUAGGAAGGAUUCGAGUCGGCAAGGCUGGAUUCGUUUCCGUUUGUGUUUGUAAUGCUAGAUUGACUUCUGAAUCUGGUUCGAAUUCUCAUGCGGGCAUGUGUAUUUCCCAGGGGCUCAUAAAAGAAAGAGCAGGAAUCAAGUGAUAUCAACUCCAUAUUCGAUUAAUUCUUUCUCUUUCUUUAACAAGUAAUGGAAUCCCAAUUGCCCUCCGAAAAAACUGUUUCGUCCAAAGCUUCAAAUGAAGAAGAAAAUUCUCCUAAAACCCCAGAAACAUACAGAAAAAUAAUUUCAACUCUUCCCAGAGAAUAUGGCUGGAAGGCUCACGGCGAUCUUUGCUUGUACCAAAACUUUUGGUGUUUUUCCUACCUAAUAGAAGGCGCCAUGUUUGCUCAAGAUCACUACAAUGCUCAGCCUACCGAUAUUUUUCUGUGCAGCGUUCCGAAAAGUGGCACCACUUGGCUCAAGGCCCUCACUUUUUCUAUCGUAACUCGAACUCAAUUCGACAAUUCCACCACCCCAUUGCUCUUCCAGGGUCCCCAUAAUUGCCUUCCCUUACUAGAAAUAGAUUUUUACAGGAAAGGAAUGAAGCCUGAGCCAGGAACUCUACCGCUUGUGGCCUCCCAUUUGCCGUAUUCUUCGUUGCCGAAAUCGGUGAUUGAUUCAGGGUGUAAGAUCGUUUACGUCUGCAGAGAACCGAAGGAUGCGUUUGUUUCUGCUUGGCAUUUUACGCGAAAGUUGCCGCAUGGAGUUGAAGAACCGAUGUCCCUGGAGGAGGCUUUUGAGUUGUUUUGCAAAGGAGUUUCUGAUUUUGGGCCUUAUUGGGAUCAUGUAUUAGGGUUUUGGAAAGCAAGCCUGGAACGGCCUGAGAAAAUAUUGUUCUUAAAAUAUGAAGAGCUGAUGAAGAAGACGGUGUUUUAUGUGAAGAGAACGGCGCAGUUCAUGGGAUAUCCUUUCUCCUUGGAGGAAGAGAAAGAAGGGAAAAUUCAGAGUAUAGUUGAGUUUUGUAGUUUUGAGAAGUUGAGCAAUUUGGAGAUCAAUAAGACCGGAAAAUAUUCUGAGGAUAUUCCUGUUGAGAACAAAGCACUUUUUCGGAAAGGCAAAGUCGGAGAUUGGAAAAAUUAUCUUACGCCUGAGAUGGCCGAACGUUUGGAUGGAAUAACGAAGCAGAAAUUGGGUGAAUUUGGUUUGUUUUGAUUCGUCAUAGAAUUAUAAUUAUGAUCGGAGCAGAUGAUAAUAAAAGAAAAAAAUAAUUGCCAUGUU
Mangifera indica (mango) is the source of this 1419-nucleotide messenger RNA. Its product is annotated as flavonol 4'-sulfotransferase-like. Gene Ontology annotation, cellular component: cytoplasm. Bases 349 to 1353 code for a protein of 334 amino acids. Gene Ontology annotation, biological process: sulfation. NCBI's taxonomy places the organism in Eukaryota, Viridiplantae, Streptophyta, Magnoliopsida, Sapindales, Anacardiaceae. The record is from RefSeq and is a predicted model, not a curated record. The transcript is spliced from 3 exons. Gene Ontology annotation, molecular function: aromatic desulfoglucosinolate sulfotransferase activity.